Dentiscutata heterogama is the source of this 182-nucleotide messenger RNA. The record is from the annotation of a GenBank genome assembly. NCBI's taxonomy places the organism in Eukaryota, Fungi, Glomeromycota, Glomeromycetes, Diversisporales, Gigasporaceae.
UAUCCCUAUCCAAAGCAAUUAUCAGUAGAAAAAAAACCUCAAGUCAGGCCCAAGGCCUUCAAGUUCAGAACAUUUGUGACUGUGAAAUCAAUUGUAAGAGAAUUAGAGGACUGAGAAAACAUGAAGCAAAAGAAAAUCGAAGAUGCAAAAUUAAGAAAAGAAUGGCAAGAACAACAAGUUAA